Stylophora pistillata is the source of this 2330-nucleotide messenger RNA. RefSeq names its product proton-coupled zinc antiporter SLC30A9, mitochondrial. NCBI's taxonomy places the organism in Eukaryota, Metazoa, Cnidaria, Anthozoa, Scleractinia, Pocilloporidae. Gene Ontology annotation, molecular function: monoatomic cation transmembrane transporter activity. Gene Ontology annotation, cellular component: membrane; endoplasmic reticulum. Gene Ontology annotation, biological process: transmembrane transport; zinc ion transport; intracellular zinc ion homeostasis. The record is from RefSeq and is a predicted model, not a curated record.
CUAAGUAAAACAGGUACGGUUUUGUUUUGGAAAUCAUAACUUGGGCAUGAAAGCGGGAAGAAAUGUCAUCAGCGCUGUGGAAAUGUUCUCAUCUGAGUAGGAGGAUAGGAUUCAUUUUCCAGUGGAAAGAUGUUUCUUCCUGGUAUAAAGUUGGAUUCAAUGAGAAGUUGACACCAUGCAGAGAAUGCUCUAGGAGACACCGAUUACAUAGUGGUGUGUUUGUAAGAUACUUCACUGGUGAAAGAUUUGGACAACUGAGAAGUAUUUCAAGUCAUGAAGGUGGAUCCAAUGGAAGCAACGAGGGGACAUCGGAUGAAAGUGAUAAAGAAAAGUCCUCAAGGAAAAAAGCAAUCAAAGGAGAGCGAGCAAAGAGAUUUUUUAAGAUGCAACCAACUGAUGUCAAUUAUGAUAAAAAAUAUUAUCAAAAUACAUUUAUUUCUGCUACCCGUGCGAUGAGUGACUACCUUCUUAAACCAAGUGAUUUAGAGGGAGUCAAGACAACAGCAGUGCGAAGUGCUUAUAGUGAUCCACAACAACCUCCAGAUGUUUGUUAUUUAAAAUCAGAUGUGGAAAAAAGAGCUUAUGAGGUUUGGGGAAGCCCCGAAGCUCUUUCAAGAGAAAUCUGGAACAGAAAAAAGGUGUAUGAGGAAAGUGAACGUUACAGGAAAGGUCUAGGAGAACUAAUAGGACAUCUAAAGAAGUCAAUAAGAGACCAUUCUAAGAAGAAUGAAGAGAACAAGCACUAUGGCGAAAGAAUACAGAGAAAUAUGUUGCUGAAAGGUUCUGCCAAGGUUGUGACGUAUGCAAUCUGCAGUAACCUAGCAGUGAUGCUGUUUAAGUUUGGUGCAUAUCUGCACAGUGGAUCAGCAACAAUGUUAUCUGAAUCCAUACAUUCAUUGGCUGACAUGUUGAACCAGUGUUUGUUAGCUGUUGGAAUCAUGCAGUCAAUCAAGAAACCUUCUCCAGAUCAUCCGUAUGGCUGGUCAAGAGCUCGUUAUGUGUAUUCACUUAUCAGUGGUGUUGGAAUUUUUUUCCUUGGAGCUGGUGUAACAAUGUAUCAUGGUGUGUCAGGCCUGAUGAAUCCAGCUCCAUUAGAGAAUCUUACAAUGGCAUAUACUAUUCUUGCUGGAUCAUUUCUAGUGGAAGGAGCAACUUUGUUGCUGGCCAUAGGGCAAGUGCGGAAAAGUGCUCGGGAAAGCGGCAUGUCCUUCAAAGAAUAUGUGAUACGGGGUAGAGAUCCAAGUGCAGUAACGGUCCUGCUUGAGGAUGGUGCUGCUGUUGCUGGGGUUAUGCUGGCUACAUGCUGCCUUGGUCUUACAUCUUACACUGGAAGCUCUGUGUUUGAUGCUUUGGGUUCAGUGAUGAUUGGAGGGCUUCUUGGAUCAUUUGCAGUGUUCCUUAUUGGUAGAAAUGCUGACUUCCUGAUUGGAAGAUCUAUCCCCAUUAACAGAAUCCAACAAAUCAUUGAAGUUUUAGAAAGUGAUAUUGUGGUCAGGUCGAUACAUGACGUGAAAGCCACUGAGAUGGGAGCAGAUGUAGUUCGUUUCAAGGCUGAAGUAAAUUUUGAUGGACGAGAAAUAACUCGCUGUCAUCUCAACAGAGUUGAUAUGGAACUCUUACUAGAGGAGGUCCAACAACUGACUACAGUGCCUGAAUUAGAACUGUUUCUCCUGGAACACGGAGAAGAAGUGAUUGAUAUGUUGGGCCAACAAGUAGACAGAAUUGAGAAAAAUAUCAAGAAAAGAAAUCCCGAAGUUCGUCAUGUUGAUUUGGAGAUCCUGUGAUGAAACGUGUUCCUUACCAGUUGGUCACCAAGGAGUUUCAAGCUCUUGGCUGUACAGCGUCUAUAACUCCAACUUGUUAGCGGUAAAUUGAUGGAAGAUUAUCCCCGACAAGUUAUUCAUUCCCACUUAAGUGAGGACUUAUCAUAAACACACUGGAGUCAAAGUGUACGACAAAAAAACUCUCAUCGCCAGGAAACUGUAAAAGUCUUCUCUCUCCUACAAUUUUCAUUACAAAGUGAAUGAGAGACGUUUCCCAGUCUGGAUUAAAACUACUCCAGUUGAAAUCUGCAGUUUUGGGAGGCAUAACGGUUGAUGUGGCAGACUUUUGAAUGUCACUGUCAGGACAAUUUAUGAAGAGAUUUCAAAGUGGCAGCAUCAAGUUCCGUUACCAUUUCAUUUUCAAGUGAAAUACUCAAAGACAAUAGCCAUUUUUCGAUUUUUAUUUUCCUAACCACUGAUUACCUUGUCUGUCAUAUGAAUUAAAUUAAAUGUAAGAGUAUAAUUAGAAUAAAGUUACGUUUUUGGUGGCCUGUGAUCACCUUCACA